AUGAUCAGGGGGGCUUGGAUGUAUCCAAGGGAAGAUGAGGCCGUCUUAAAGAUCUGCUGGGAACCCCGACACAGUGACAAACCGUGCGCCGACUCCGAGAGGGCUCAGAGAUGGCGAAUGUCCCUGGCAUCUCUCUUGUUCUUCACCGUCCUGCUGUCUAAUCACCUCUGGCUGGUCUCCGCAGGGGCCAAAGCGAGGGGCAGCUUCACAUCCAGCCAGCAGCCACCCCGGGGGGAGCAGGCCAAUUCCAGCCUGCUGACCCUCCAGAGCUUCCCAGGGGAGGGUAAGGGGUGCUGGGACACUUUCCUUAGCAAUCUGACCAAAUCUGCUGCUCAUAGUCCGCAUUGCACUGGUGCCAGGUCUUCUCACCUGGACUCAGCCUGCACCAAACUGAAUUAUUUGCAAAGACAUCGGGGAUCUGUUCCCCCAUCCUCCCCGCAACCAUCCUCCUCCUGGUCCUACGCCCCCUCCCCCUAUUCCUACCAGAAGAAAUUUUUGAAGUCUUAUUUUCGCAACUUCACCCUGUCCUUUUGUGAUACUUACACCAUACUGGACUUACUGCUCGGCAUGUCUAAUCCCGACAGCCUGGACUGCAGUCUGGAGAGCCUGAUGGGGACCUUCAUGGGGCCCGCGGCAGCAUCUUCUUCCCUCUUUGAGGUUGAGGUGUGCAACAGCUGUGUCCAAGCUUACCAGAGACUGGAUCAACACGCUCAGGAAAAAUAUGAGGAGUUUGACUUUGUGUUGGAGAAAUACCUGCAAGCUGGGGAGUACUCUGUGAGAUCUUGCGUGGGAGACUGUAAGGCUGUCUACAAAGCCUGGCUGUGCUCGGAGUAUUUCAACGUGACCCAGCGGGAGUGCCGCCAUCGCAUUCCUUGCAAGCAGUACUGCCUGGAGGUUCAGACACGCUGUCCCUUCAUGCUACCUGACAAUGACGAUCUUAUCUAUGGAGGGUUACCUGGCUUCAUCUGCACAGAUACGCUAGAAAACCAUAUAUCCAACACAGAAGCGGAGUGUUGUGAUGUCCGAUGGCGUUCCUGUAACACCCUGGGGAGAGGCAACCACAACACAUCAACCAAAUCUUCGAACUCCCAGUUCUUUUAUCACCAACACUACAGUCGCCACCACCAGCACCAUCAACGCCAUCACCUGCAUUCCUAUGACCACCAUCACCACCCAUCUCGGCUGCCGGUCUCAGCGGGAUCUCGCCUCGGAAACAGUAGACUUAGGCUGUGUGUGCUGGUGCUAAUGUUGCUCCACACCAUGGUCUCCUUCUCCACUGCACAGAAUGGGGUGAGCUUGGAACCCAUGCCUGGCAUGGAGGAGACAUCAGCACGUGAAGAAUGA
This is a messenger RNA of Bombina bombina (fire-bellied toad), 1344 nucleotides long. It is a transcript of the gene NALF2, whose product is annotated as NALCN channel auxiliary factor 2. Gene Ontology annotation, biological process: calcium ion import across plasma membrane. The record is from RefSeq and is a predicted model, not a curated record. Bases 1 to 1344 code for a protein of 447 amino acids. The transcript has 3 exons. NCBI's taxonomy places the organism in Eukaryota, Metazoa, Chordata, Amphibia, Anura, Bombinatoridae. Gene Ontology annotation, cellular component: plasma membrane. Gene Ontology annotation, molecular function: stretch-activated, monoatomic cation-selective, calcium channel activity.